Messenger RNA from Cotesia glomerata, 1720 nucleotides. RefSeq names its product protein pellino (gene Pli). The record is from RefSeq and is a predicted model, not a curated record. Gene Ontology annotation, molecular function: ubiquitin protein ligase activity; protein binding. Bases 223 to 1623 code for a protein of 466 amino acids. Gene Ontology annotation, biological process: protein polyubiquitination; regulation of Toll signaling pathway. Lineage: Eukaryota; Metazoa; Arthropoda; Insecta; Hymenoptera; Braconidae. The transcript is spliced from 7 exons.
UUAUCAACACUAAUUUAUAAAUAAAUAUAUAAAUCUUAUUAUUUUAAAUAAACUUCCCGCAAUUAAUUAUUUCAGUAAAAAUAUGACACUGAUAAGUGACUGUUGAAAAAAGUUGUAUGUUUAUAAAACUCAUAAUUGUAUAUUAUACUACACAUAUCGGUAUCAACAUAUGUGAUUUGAUUACUAAGCAUUUGGAGUGCAUCAUAAAGAAAUUAUAUUUUGAUGAGGAUAUUGAACUUCAAUCACAGGAUGGUGAUUCGAUCUGACGGGGAUGGUACUGAAAGUCCACUGCUUGAAGAAGAAACAAAUUCAGUUGACUCACCUUUAAGUCCAAACAGUAAACAUAACCAUACUCGUCCCUACAUAAAUUCUCAUGGAAGCCAUAUUCAUCAUGAUAAAACUAAAGCUCCAACUAAAUACGGAGAGUUAGUUAUUUUAGGAUAUAAUGGAUUUUUACCUCCUGGGGAUCGUGGGAGACGUAGGAGUAAAUUUGUAUUAUGCAAACGACCAGUUGCAAACGGAGUAAAACGUAGUAAACAUUAUGUAGUGAAAACUCCUCACAAUUCUCAAGCCGUACUAAAUGUUAAGCAGCAUUCGAUUUCGUACACUCUUUCUCGAACGCAGGCUGUUAUUGUUGAAUAUACCGAAGAUGAUACUACAGAUAUGUUUCAGAUUGGUCGAUCAUCGGAGCCACCAAUAGAUUUUGUUGUCAUGGAUACUUACCCAGCUACUGAAACUGGCCCGAGUAUUGAAAGUCGGAUAGCUCAAAGUACAAUAAGUAGAUUUGCUUGUCGUAUACUAACUGAUCGGGGAAAUCCAGCAAUCACAAGAAUUUAUGCAGCUGGUUUUGAUAGUUCUAGGAAUAUUUUUCUUGGGGAAAAAGCAACAAAAUGGCAAGAAAAUCGAGAAAUAGAUGGACUCACAACCAAUGGGAUAUUGAUCAUGCAUCCACGAGGUCCAUUUUGUGGAGGUGAAGCUCAGUGUGGUUCAUGGAGAGAAAUAAGCGUUGGUGGCGGAGUAUUUUCACUACGAGAAAGUAGAAGUGCUCAACAAAAGGGAAACGUUGUUGAUGAUGAAGACAACAUCUUAAAAGAUGGUACUCUUAUUGAUCUUUGUGGCGCUACUUUGCUUUGGAGAUCAGCAGAAGGCCUUGCUAAAUCACCGACUAAACAUGAUCUAGAAGAAUUAGUAGAUGCUAUUAAUGCAGGUAGACCUCAAUGUCCGGUUGGUUUAAAUACUCUUGUAAUACCAAGGAAAGCAGCAUCAGAAUCAGCUCAGCAGCAACCUUAUGUUUAUCUAAAAUGUGGUCAUGUCCAAGGUUAUCAUGAUUGGGGCCAAGAAAAAGAUAAAGCUACGAGAAGAUGCCCAAUGUGUUUAGUUGUUGGACCGAUCGUUAAGUUAUGCAUGGGUAUUGAGCCUGCAUUUUAUGUUGACAGAGGUCCCCCGACAUAUGCAUUUAACCCCUGUGGACACAUGGCUACUGAAAAAACCGUAAAGUAUUGGGAAAAAGUAGCUAUUCCUCAUGGUACAAAUGGAUAUAUUGCUAUAUGUCCAUUUUGUGCAAUACCAUUAGAAGGAGCUCCUGGCUAUGUAAAAUUGAUAUUCCAAGACAAUGUUGACUAAAAACAAACUUAAUAGCUUUUGAAAAAUAUGUAUUAACAACAAAAGUUUGAAUCAUUGUAACUUUUUAUACAAUAUAAUGUAUGACUCUAAAUAGAAU